Messenger RNA from Anthostomella pinea, 324 nucleotides. NCBI's taxonomy places the organism in Eukaryota, Fungi, Ascomycota, Sordariomycetes, Xylariales, Xylariaceae. The record is from the annotation of a GenBank genome assembly.
AUGGACUUUGUCAACAAGCUUACCGGCGGCUCCAAGGAGGGCGGCGCUCAGAAGCCCGAGGGCCAGCAACAACAGCAGUCGGGUGGUGGCUUCAUGGACAAGCUCAACGGCAUGGCUGGCGGCGGUAAGGAGAGCGAGAAGAACGAGGAUGCCCUUGACAAAGGUGUCGACUGGGUCCAGGAGAACGUCAUGGGCCAAGGCCCCCAGAACAACGAGAGUGCCGCCGAGCAGGCCAAGGACGAGCAGAUCUCCGACUUCAUUCGCGGCCAAUACAAGAACACGACCGGCUCUGAUGUGCCCAUCAAGGACAAGGAACGCUUCUGA